Molecule: messenger RNA, 736 nt
Organism: Caenorhabditis angaria
Lineage: Eukaryota; Metazoa; Nematoda; Chromadorea; Rhabditida; Rhabditidae
Source: the annotation of a GenBank genome assembly
AUGCUUCGUUUCCUAGUUUUCAUUUUUGCAAUCACUGUAAGUAAUUUUCAUCAGAAAUUCGAAUUUAAAAAAUUUAUUUUUUGAAGAUUUGCCAUUGCGAAUUAUCCAAAGAAAAAGAGGAUAAAACCAUCAAAGAUUUAGAAGACAAAAUUGUGAAUGAUAUUGUGACCCAUAAAGUUAUGAUGUACAGUAAGACAUAUUGCCCAUACAGUAAGAAAUUGAAAGCGAUUCUUGCCACUUAUGAGAUUGAUGAUUUGAAAAUUGUGGAACUUGAUAAAUCUGGACACACUGAAGAGAUGCAGGUUAGUUCUAAAAAGAUCAGGGAGGUUGGGAACCGGUUUUGAAAUAUACUUCAGAGUUUUUUUUGAUUUUGAUUGAAAAUAUACGUGAUAGAAUCAACUUUGUCACAGUUUCGAUGAUCACUUUUUAAACAACGAGAACAUUAUUAAAUGAAUAAUCUUUUUCAGCAAAUUCUGAAAAAAUACUCUGGUCGAACAACUGUUCCUCAGCUUUUCAUCAGUGGAAGAUUCAUUGGUGGACACGACGAAACACGCGCAAUCGAAGAUAAAGGAGAAUUGCGACCACUUUUAGAAAAAGCCAACGCUUUGUGAGUUUGAAAUGAAAUUUCUUACUGCAUGUGAAUGAUCACCUACCCACACACCCACACACACUUUCACCCACCUAUCUGAAAUGUCUUUUCAGAUUCACUAACCGGGUUCACGUCAACGGUGCGUGA